UUUUUCACAGACCAUUGUAAGCAGUCAGAGAGGCAAACAGUGAAGUGCAGAGGAGAGCAACAGGCAGUCGUCUCCAGAGAGAGCCUGAGAGCAAUGCUCAGUCCACUGACAACAACUCAACAUCCGGACAGUAAGGAAGAGGGAGGUUUUUCGUGCUGCAGCCUGCCCUGGGGCCUCAGAAAUCAUCUGCCUUCUUCACAGCAAUGCCUUCACCACAUACUGAACCAAGGACAAAGUUUCUUCACUGCAUGUAGUCUGAUUUGCACAUGGACACUGUAGGUCCUCUAUGCCUUCCCACCUUUAACCUGCCGGAUCAAGGGAUACAAUUUGGAGAUUCGCCGUUCACUCUUUUUUGAAGUUAUUUUCCAUGCAAUUCUUGUCAAUAUGCUGCCUGUGGUUUUCAUGACAUGGUGGGUCUGGGUGUUGCUUGGAAGCGUAGGAGGACAGUCCCAAUCUCAGCAUCAGUCUCAGACUGACGACUCAAACCCAUGGAGACAGAUGAUUCAGUGGGAGAACAAUGGACGUUUGUUCAGUCUUCUCAACAGCGGGGCGGAAUACGUCCCGGCUCGGGCUCAGGAGCGUGACAGGAACCCCCGAGUGCUUUUAGCGGACGCUCCCAACCGUCGAUCGCAGGGUGGGAAUGUACGUAGACAAGCACCCCCCAGAGGAAGCUCUGAGACCGUGAGAGGCCAAGCAAGACAUCCAUUUGGGUUUGGCCUGGUACCCGAAAACUGGCGUCAAGGUGCAGGUGAAACAGGUCGCUUCCAGUCAUCUACCGGCUCUCGCUUUAGACCAUCCUCCGGCUCAUCCUCCUCCUCCUCCUCAUCAUCUUCUUCUUCUUAUCCUCAGUAUCCGUACCCUCAACAGCCUCCUUAUUCUGCUCCUUACGACUCGGUUUUGGACAGGUCAUACGAACCACCCUUCCGUGGAACGGGCUACUCCACUGGUGGUGGCUAUGCCGGAGGAGGAUUUGGAGGAGGUGGGUACUCCACUGGAAGUUUUGGAGGAGGUAGCUAUAAUGGAGGGGGUCCAGCAACCGACGACAGGUAUCGAUACUAUCCUACUUACGGUCAAGCUUACCAAGCCGUUCCUGCCCAGCCUGCACAGCCACAAGUCUCUGAUGGACUGGACCACAGGUACACUCACAGUCUGUACAACGAGGACUCUCGAGAUGCUGCAGUACCUGUCUCGAGCAACACAGGUUCAGCGUUCCAGCCCGCAGUGCAAAGCCCUCAGUAUGAGCAGUUCCCCCCCUUUGGAAGGCCCCAGCCACAGCCUCCGUUUGUGCAACCACCUCCGCGCAACCCUCUCAUCUCUAACAAUGCAGAGAGCCCCAGCAUGAAUGCAGGGAAUGUUUAUCGUCCUCAGCAAAGAGGUUUGCCUGACCUGGUUCCUGACCCGAAUUAUGUCCAAGCCUCCACAUACAUUCAAAGAGCCCAUAUGUACUCCUUACGCUGCGCUGCGGAGGAGAAGUGUUUGGCCAGCUCCGCCUAUAGUUCUGAAACCACAGACUACAGUGUCAGGGUUCUUCUGCGCUUCCCUCAGAGAGUAAAGAACCAAGGGACGGCUGAUUUCAUGCCCAACCGACCUCGGCACACCUGGGAGUGGCACAGCUGUCAUCAGCAUUAUCACAGUAUGGAUGAGUUCAGUCACUAUGAUCUAUUAGAGGUCAGCAGCGGCCGGAAGGUGGCGGAGGGACACAAGGCCAGCUUCUGUCUGGAGGACACGACCUGCGACUUCGGCCAUCUCAAACGAUACGCCUGUACUUCACACACACAGGGUCUCAGUCCAGGUUGCUAUGACACAUACAACGCAGAUAUCGAUUGCCAAUGGAUCGACAUCACUGAUGUUCAGCCAGGAAACUAUAUACUCAAGCUCCAGGUCAACCCAAAGUACUUAGUGCAUGAGUCGGACUACACCAACAAUGUAGUCAGGUGCAAUAUCCACUACACAGGGCGCUUUGUGAAGACAACAAACUGCAAGAUCUCCCAGUCAUGAUCAGUCAGAGCCGGGUGAAUCUCCAUGGAAACGCCGUUCCAUUGCAAUGUGAAUGGAAUUCCUGGUUCGGUUGUGAUUGUUUAUUGCAUUUUUGUCUCGGUUCCCGUUUUUGUGCCGUUUUUGUGAAGCUGGGAGGAAUAAACACACGUAAUGUCACCCUCAUGCAAAACCAAACACACACUGAGGAAUCCCAAACUUCACAACACCCCGCAGACCAACGUCUGUUUUCCUUCCAGACACCCCAUUAACCCUGGUUUUUCAUAAAAACACACACUCUGCCCCCAGUUAAGUCUAAUUCCUUCACCAUUUUCACAUGGUUUACAUCGCUGGAAUGUGAAGUGAGAUCAGGUAUGGCACUGUUGAACUGUAAUUCAGAUCAGGAAAAUCAGCAACUGGAAACAAUCCUCUUUUUUCCAAGCCUUUCUCUUUGUCUGUGCCACUUCGGCAAAGGAGCGAUACUGAGAGAGAACAGCCAGCCUUUCAGUCAUCCUCCAGCUAACCAAUUAAGUAAAAAGUGGUUUUAGUUGAAUGAGGGGCCUGGAAAUAAAUAGCUUUGGGAUUAAAGCACUUUGAAUAAAUGCCUUGAAUCCAAAAGCUGGAGGCAGUUUAUCAAGGUGUUUUUACCUUGGAGGUUUAAUAUAGUCUUUUACUUAACCUGCUGCUAUUUACAUUAAAUUGGAUUGUAAUGUUGUCUUGUAUGAUAACACAGUAAAAACAAACUACUUAAAUUCAAGCCAUACUUGAGAUGUUCCCCCUAGAAGCAGCUCAACCUCUAUCAGUACAGUUUUAUGUGAUAUUCAGGUUCAAUACAAGAAUUAACCGACAGCAUUUGUGGCAUAAUGUUGAUUACCAGCAAUUACACUGAAGCCCUUUCAAUGAAAAUCAAUGGGGCCUAUUUUUGGAUGAUUUGAAACGUUAGGGAUUUAUAAAAGCACUUACAUUUCUUCUUUUGUUAAAAAUUGAGCAUCAUUGUAAUGGCGAUGAAAUUGUAAAAUUGGACAUAACUUGGUGGCUUUUUCUAUUAAAACAAGGAGUGUGGUUUUCCCCGUACACUUCCAUUGUAAGUGCUUUAAACCCCUAAUGCUUUUUAAAGAAAAAGUAGAUUUCAUGGGGGUCAUUAAUCAUGCAUUUACCAGACAAUUAUAUCUGGUAUUUUACUUAGGUAUGCACUUUAUCAUUUCAUGCAUUUCCAGGGAAUCAAACCCAUGGCAGUGAUGUUGAUCAACAUUUUCAUUUGCACUUGGCAGACACUUUGAUGCGAAGUGACUUACAGUGCAUUCAAGAUACACGUUUUAUAAUGUUUUGUAUUAUCUGGUAAAUGAAAAGAACUUACGGUUGCUGGUGGCAUGAUCAACAUUAAUAUACUGUAUAUGCAUUUGGCAAAUGCUUUUAUCCAAAAUGACUCACACCGCAUUAAAUGCAUGCCUUUUAUUUGAACACAUUCCCUGGGAAAUGAACCCAUGACCUUGCUGUGACCAUAUGCCAUAAUCUACAUUCUCUAUGCAUGUGUGCAUUCAUACAUUUAUAAUCCACAUUCAGUUAAUGCCAUAAUCUUUGUUUAUGACCUUGCCUGUUACUAACUGCAUGAGCUACAUUUACGUUUAUGCAUUUACCAGACAGUUUAAUCCAAAAAAGAACUCAACUGAUGGAAUUUGUCAGUUCACGCGUUCCCUGGGAAUCAAACCCACGGGCUUGCUGUCGCUAGCGCCAUAAUCUACAUUCACUAUGCAUUUGUACGGUUAUGCAUUUAUAUUCUACAUUCAUUUAUGCAUUUGGCAUAUACUUUUAUUCAAAGUGGCUUACAUUGCAUUCAAGUUAUGAAUUUUACGAGGUCAUCCAUUAUCCGGGAAUUGAACUCAUGACCUUGCUGUUGAUCUACGUUUGCAUUUAUGCAUUCGCCAGACAAUAAUAUCUAAAAAAAUAAUAAUUGCAUUGCAUGCAAUGUAUGCAUUUAGUCAGUUCACGCGUUCCCUGGGAAUUCUUAUGCCAUGAUCUAUUGUUUAAGCUGUAGACACAUUAUGUCACAGGUGCUGUCGUAUUGAACUUGUAUUAAAGCCAGGAAUAUCCCUCGAGUGUUAAGCUUGUAAACCUUCCUUUGAGAGAUUUACUUGUGCUGACGUCCGUGUAGGAACGUAUCUGUUGUUUCUGCCAAAGGUCGCAAUGUAUGAUUCAAUUAACCCACUGAUGCAUGCCAUUAUCUAGGUAAGAAAUGAAUUUAUUUCAUCAUAUUAUACUCAUACCCACUCUUCUCAUGUACUGUGUGGAGGAAAAUACUGUACUUGCUGUGUUACACUCCAGGAAUUCAUAUUUCUUUGUAUCUGAAAUUGAGAUUUUUGCCUUGAUCGUUAAAUCGAACACAGACUUAGUUGAUACUACUGUUGCAAAGCAAACAUUGCAUAACUUGAUGUCACUGACAAUCUUAAUUCUAUCCGUACCUACCUCGGAAAGAGAGAUUUAACCAUAUGCAGUGAAAACAGCUCCUUGUGAUGCUACGCUUCAAGAGCCCUAAACGAGAAACAUCCAACACAUGUGCUAUAAUCGAAUAAAUUCAGUUAAAUGCAUACAAAACAAGCUUUCUGCGAGGGUCGUCGGAUAUGUGUGAACGGAGCUUCGACCAAAGCUAAAUGAAUUCCUUUCUGUGGUGAGCAGCUCUUUUAUUAUGAAAACAUGUUUUACAUGAUCAAGAUCCAGAUCGAAUGCAGAACAGACUUUGUCUUAUGGUAUCUCUUUAUACUCUGCAUAACUGAUUAUUAUAACAUUGUUUAUUGUGUAGACAGUAAAUUUGUUUCUGGUUGCUAUCUGGUUUUGUGGUCCAGGACAGGUGCAUAUCAAUCUCCUUGAGUUGUUGUUUUAAUUUUUGUCGUCGUCGGCUUUAUUUUUUUUUUUUUUUUUUUUGUGCUCAGAAUCAUGUCUUAGAGUUCAUACUGGAUCUUUAAAUAAAGACCGAAGUGUAUACCAGCUUUUUUAGGGCGAGUGCUGUUUCAUUUUUUGACUUCAGACAGUCUACAUUCAUUUGAAGUGGUCAGAAAAUGCAGUUCUGCCAAACUGCAAAAGCGGCAGAGUUUUAGGGAAAGUUUCCCAUCUGCCGUCUGUGUUUGCACAGAACAUGUACUGUACUGAACGCCAGCGGUUUUGGUGUGCGGAAACAACAUUUGGGUUACGAAUUAGGCUAGUAAUAAGAACUCUGUAACCCCAGAAGCAGAGCAAAACAUAACACUCAAAAUGAUCACAGUCAAAGAAAUGAUUGAGAACACCAGAAAUGUCUCUCCUCCUCCAAAACACACAUGUGCAAGCUUGAACAGAUGACUACAAAGGAGUUUGGCAUGUGAUUUUUUCCAUUUAUAAAGUGAUAAUGCAUUUUGGUUUCGUAUCGGCCUGCUUUGAUAUGUGAUAUGAAAACUAAUAAACAUGUCAUUUCCGAAAAGUGAUGCCAAAGUUUACAAGAGGUACAAACACAAUGAGCCUCUGUUAAGCUCUUGGUAAGACGGAAAAUGCUGGCUAAGGAUUGUGUUAUUAUUCUUAUAUCACCAGAUGGUACCUUAGUUUGAGUAUAUAAGUAUGAAUGCAUCAAUGCACGUGUAUAUAAAUGCAUGCAUGCUAUUUAGGUUUUGCUUGUUUUUCAAAUCAGUCUUCGGCAUAAACAACGUUUUUAAUAAUGCUUACAUGUUGAGAGAUCGCAAAAGAGUUUUAGUGAGUGUGAACUGUGCAGUUUAUAGACUACACGCUUGUGCGUUUUCAGUGAGAAAGUGACGCCAAAUAAGAGGGGUAAGACCGAGUCAGAGACCUAUUAGAGAAUUCCACUAACAUGACAUCACACUAAAAACAGAACGAGGAGCCAUUUUCAGCAGAGCGCCAAGUAAUAUGUGUGCUUGGGUUUUAGAGUAAACACGUGCACGAGAUGAUUUCCUUCACUGAGAGAACAGUGGUGAGGUCUGCAAGCCCUCAACCAGAAGAGAGCAGAGAUGACAGCGAAUAGAGAGGGAGAGAGAGAAAAUAUAAAUGCCAGACCAGAAGAUCAGAAGGGCGAAUAUGAAUGGCAUUUCACCUUGGACCAGCAUAAACCGGCAUUAGCUGAUUACCAGACUGAUCUAGUUUGGUGGUUUUAGAGAGGCUUGAAGACAAUGGAAACAACACUCGAAAGUUCAUUCAUAUUUCGAGGACAGAUGGAGUCAAACGCUCGAGUGACGCAACAACAUGUAACGGUUCUUCAAUUAAGUUGUUUGCGUUAUGAAGCUCGUUAGGACUCGGAAGUCAUAACAUUCGGAAACGAAGAUAGACACCGCAAUAAUGUCCCCGGAGCAUAACUGCAUUUUAGCCUUGAUGAGCUUUUUUAACAAGUAUUUAGUAAAUAUUCAGUCGCCUACACUGACCUGCUUACGCUGUACAGGCAACAUGCAUUAUGGUAUUGCGUGUAUGCAGGGUAGCUUUUUAAUCCAAAGGUGUUUUUGUGGGUCCAACUAACAGGGAACGUCCCCAGAACUUUAACUUUUUAUAAGCAACGUUCUUCCAGUAACGUGUACAGACUAGGCCCAGUAUUAAAAUGUUAGCACAAAAACAUGAUUUGUGCAUCCAUUCGUGGAAGGCGUUUUUUGACAAAUGUGGCUAUACUUGUUUCAAAAGAAUUUGUAUACACUCUUAAAAAUCAAGGCUCUUGAAGGGUUUUUCACCGUGAUUCUGGAGAACCGCUGUCAUCAUUCGAUCGUCUCUUUCUUACCUUUCUACUUUUUCUCAUCACAAAACAGAAAGGUUCUUCAGAGGUUAAAGGUUUAUGAAAACAUUUAGGUCAUUCUUGUCGUCUCGAGAAUACACAAUAUCCUACAGGUUCAAUUCACUGCUCUGGUUAAAGCUUUCAUGGCGAUGAACCCGAAGACUCACCUUAAAACCAUUUUGCCAUAAUCUGAUUAUAAACAGAUUAUCUGAACGUACGUAAAAACCUAGCUAGUGAAGUCACAUGGUUAAUGUACGAAUCCAAUCGUGAGUUUGAUGUGCUGUUCAAUAUUCAUCAAGCAUGGCGUAAAAGUGCGUAGAAAACACAACAGCAGACGGUCGACCUGAGAUGUUUGUGAGCUAAACGGACAGGGGUUUGCUUGUUUUGCUCUCACGAUGUCACGACGCGGGGGUCUGGAUGUCGCUGUGAUUUAUCUGCAGACUAGCGUCGUUCUCCGCCAUUAAAUCAAAUGAUUAACAGCUCGGACUCGGUGGGAGAUUAUCGUGAACCGUUCAGAUGUGAAGAGGGAGGCCGGGCGCCGCGGUAAAUAAUUCAACUAUCGCUUACGGUGAAAAACAAAAGCGUGAAGAUCUUUCACUUCAGCCUUGUUUACUUUAAUAAUGAAGGCCUGUUGCAGACGCGCCUCGCGCGGCGCCGAUCCGUUCUCCUGAGCUAAUGAACUCCUCGUCAUCUCUAUUUAUGUGUGCCAUUAGGUUUGAAGGUCUCGGAAGAGAGAAGGUGAGUUGUCUUGGCGGUCUGGCUCAUGGCAGUAAACACCGGGAGCGUUUUUUUCCAUCGCUCCUGUCCUCGGUGAAGAUGAUUUUCCACAGCCUGCUUUCCACCCUCAAUCCUCGGCUGCUCGCAAAUGGGCCGUUCCUGAGACAACAAGCGAGCAAUGGGGGAAUAAAUUCUCAUUACAGAGGUGCUGCUAACAGAGGACGAAUCCGCGGCAGGGCUACGCUUGUUUAUAGACUCUCAGACAAUUGGAACAAAUGACUGGGAAGGGCUUUGGAGUUGCUUAUUUUACAGGAUCUUCUCGGUCCUGAUGAGGCUUUAAAUCCACAGAUGCUGAUGCGGUGCAAGGGCUUAAAACAUUGACAACUUCGGGACACGUCGGAUCCGAAUCUCACAGGAUCUUCACCGAGGCUGGAGGCCUUUGGGUUUUAAUUCAGCUGUCAGAGAUGUUCGGUUCAAACUAUGCAACACUUGACAGCUAUCGAACUGAACUGAACUGAGCUGAAUAACGACACUAGUCCUCUGUAGAUAUGCUCUACAUCUCAAAUUGAAUUUUUACAUCUAUCUCUCUCACGUACGGCGUCGAGAUCAGAGACCCAGAAAUGAAGUUAAUCUCGACAUGACGGUCAAGGGAACCGGCGUGCUUAAAAGCACAUCAUGUUGUGAAAUAGUACAUUGGGGUGCAUCUGUAGCUUACAGGCAUGAUUAUAAUUCAUGAACAACGGGUCCCAUCGUUAAAUAAAAGGGGAGAAGAAGAUGUCUAAAAAGCAGCCAGAGGCGUCGGUUGAAAGUUUAAAUAAAGUUUGGAUUACGUUAUCUGUUUGCAAUUGUUUGCAGGGACGUGAUGAAUGCUGUACACAAGCAGACAACUAGAGACAAACAACAGCUGAUGUAACGCAAGAUUACGAAGGGCAAACUGAUUGCUCGUCCUCAAAACGCGGAUCAACAGAUGCUUUUAUUCAAUGGCUUUCAGCGCUGAACACACACACACACACACACAUAUGUAGAAAUAUACAAAACAAUUAAAUAAAUAACCUCUAAGAUUGAACAUAAACCCCUUUCUUGCUAUUUAUAACUUUUUUUCAUGUUAAUUGUAUGUUAGUUUUUCUUAUGUCACACCAUAGGACACACACGCACACACACACGCACACACACACACACACAUAAUGAAAUGAUUACUAGCUACUAAUUACAUUUUAAUAGUGUAGAUCUCUCUAAGGAGUAUUUGUUAAUUAUUAUUAUCUGCAUCCUUUAUCAGCCUUGACCGGUUGAACAAUACAAGGAGAAAUAGCAACCUGCUCUUUUGAUCUUUACAAAUAAAUAAAAGUGCAUUGAUUACUCUUUAAAUGAGCAAAGGGUUUAAAGGGAGAAUGUUACGUUAGAUUUUACAUUAGAUUUGGUGUUAAAUUCACGUCUCACAAAUAAAAAAAGAGUAAAAUUAAUACAUACACGCACAGACACAAAUUGGUUUGAAUUUAAUACAAUGCUAUAAGUUUUUAGGGCUAUAUUAAGACUCUGUAUACUUUUUUUGUAUAUAUUCACGUGCAAACAAAGCAGUUCAUAACCCAGACUUUGCAAAGCAACAUUCCUUAAAAUCACUUUGUUAUAUCUCAGAACAAGUAAGAAGCUCCCCAGAUGUUUAUGUCAUUUAAAGCAGCGCUGUGAUUGUGAAGAUCAAGAGCGCGUGGAUCAUAAAGUGAAGGAGAAUACCAUUAAAGACAAAGAAGGAGACGGAGGACAUUAGACAUCAUAACAUAGAUUCCUACAGUCUGUGUGUGUGUGUGUGUGUGUGUGUGUGAGUGUGUGUGUGUGUGAAACCCAAGGAUGACGCUCUCUCGCCCCAGAGCUGGAGGACAUAAAGCCGUUCUGUUAACUGGAGUCUGCUGAAGAACCGACUUCUCUGUGUUCUCCUUCAAAUACACUUUAUUCCUCUUCUCCCUCCUCUACCCGAGCUCUCUGCGCAGCCAUCACCACCUAAAACCGCUUGAAUUCCCCGUCAUGUUCCCCCUGAUAGUAUUUAUCACUAUAUUGAUAAGGUCCAGGUCCGCUGGGGCCGGCCCAGAAUGAAAUCCCGCUUCUUUUGAGUAAUGUCUGUUGAUUUUGGGGUGGUAAAGCAGCUUUCUGGAAGGGCCAGCCGUUGUCUCACACUUGCCAUGGAGAUCUGAAUACCAAAACAGGCCGAUGAAGUCAUGUCCCAGCCGCCAUUACUUUAUCAUGCCUUCAUGCCCAGGCCAAGAAUACUACACUAAAUAUCCAACAGACUUUCUCAGGGGCCAAAGAGCCCUGCUGAUGAACUACUGUGUGUGAAUCGUGCAUUUUACACCUUUUGAAUUAUGCAUGUAUUUAUUUAUAUGUUUGUCUGUUUGUUUGUUCCCAGUAAAAUACUAUACUCUGUGCUGCA
Molecule: messenger RNA, 9842 nt
Organism: Puntigrus tetrazona (Sumatra barb)
Lineage: Eukaryota; Metazoa; Chordata; Actinopteri; Cypriniformes; Cyprinidae
Gene: loxl1
Product: lysyl oxidase-like 1
Exons: 7
Coding region: 385-1998 (537 amino acids)
Biological process (GO): peptidyl-lysine oxidation
Molecular function (GO): copper ion binding; protein-lysine 6-oxidase activity
Source: RefSeq, a predicted model, not a curated record